Molecule: messenger RNA, 7712 nt
Organism: Pocillopora verrucosa
Lineage: Eukaryota; Metazoa; Cnidaria; Anthozoa; Scleractinia; Pocilloporidae
Source: RefSeq, a predicted model, not a curated record
AUGUCUCUUAAAGACCGUUCCUUCCCAAUGAGCCCCGGCACAGUUCUGAGCGUUUUCUGUUUGCUUCUUUACUCCGCUGAAUUCAUUCGAAACGAGACCAAGUUCAAUGAGUAUGAACGAAGGUUGAAAACUGUGGAGGAAUUCAUGCCUCAAGAUAAAAUGACACAAGCGAGGACGGAUUCUCCUCCCACUGAACAAGUCAUACAAACCACCUCUGCCGAGCUUGAAAUCAAUCGACUGAAGCGUAGUAUUUCGCAUCCACCACCUUUUAAUAAUUCAGCUGGGAUUAGGAAAAUGAUAGAGGACAUUGUUUAUUUCACUUGGAGUAUUUGCCACAACAAAGCUGGUUUGAAUGUUUGUCCUCGUGGCCGGCCAGGACCUCCGGGGAGAGCAGGACCCAAAGGUGACAAAGGAACGAAAGGCCCCCGAGGAAUUAUAGGAGCUACUGGUCGGAGCGGAAAACCAGGAAAGAUGGGACCAUCCGGAGUAAGAGGAGAGAAGGGAAUUAAAGGAGACAUCGGGCCACCCGGUAUCCCAGGUAUCCCGGGAAUUAAAGGGGAAUCAGGAGAGUCUCUUUCGCCUCCAAAUGUGACAAUUUCCCCGCCAAAACUAAUUGUCAACGAAACCAAGACGGCCUCGCUUCUAUGCUCUGCUUCUGGAAAUCCCGCUGUUCAAAUAACUUGGUCAAAAGCCAAGGGAUCGUUGCCUAGCGAUCGGACCAAAGUGACAUCAAAUGGCCUGAUGCAGAUCACUGAUGUCGGCUUAGAAGAUGCGGGCGAAUACAGAUGCGAGGCGCGAAGUAUACUGGGAAAGAAUGAAAAAACUGCAAGUCUUGUUGUUCAAUCUCCACCCCAAGUUUCACUUUCUCCGGGCCCAACCUACAUUGAAAUAGGAAAGAACAUCACUCUACCAAAAUGUCACGUGACAAGCCUUCCACCAGCAGUGAUCACGUGGUCCAAAUUUAAUGAUGGCUUAGCGCAGUCUAGGACUGUUGUGAAAGAUGGACAGCUGACUAUAUUACAUGCGAAAAUGGCAGACUUUGGUUCAUACGAAUGUAAAGCGUCAAACAUUUUAGGACAUGACUCAGCUUGGACGCACCUAAGUGUCUUUCAGCUGCCGCGUUUUACAAAAACACCACCUGCAUGGCUUUAUGUUGAAAAGAGGAAAACCAUUUCAGUCCCCUGUCAGGCUACUGGUCACUCUCAACCAAAAAUCACGUGGUUAAAAGAGAGAGGCAAUCUUCCUGUGGGCAGAUCACAAGUCAGUCAUGAUGGAACACUUCAAAUCAGUAACACAAAAGUGGAAGACUCAGGCACUUAUAUCUGUACAGCAACAUCUAACAAAGUAUAUAAGGCGGUCACUGAAAUGAAAUUGACUAUUAAUGGUGAAUGUGUUCCAGUUGGGGUGGAGGACAGUGACACAAUUCCAGAUGCCGCACUUAAAGCAAGCACAUUCUAUAAUGGAAAUUAUCAUCCAUACUACGGCCGACUAAAUGAAACCAGGGGAAGGGGAGCAUGGUGUCCUCGGACUAAAUACGAUAGAACAGACUAUCUUCAAGUUGAUAUGGGUGCAGUACUUUCCGUUUGUGCCGUGGCUACCCAAGGAGCACCGCUUGUUCGCGAAUGGACCACCAAGUACAAAUUGCAUCUAGCCACAGACGGUGUAACUUGGAAAACUUACAAGGAAUCAAAUGUUGAAAAGGUGUUCCCAGGAAACUCAGACCAAAACAGCGUCGUAAAACAUUCCCUCACUACUAACGUCAUGGCCAGAUACGUUCGUUUCUAUCCCGUCACGUACUACACGUUUCCAUGUUUAAGAGUUGAAAUAUUCACUCUAGCAGCACGUUAUAACUACACUGGCCGACUACCAGCUAAGAGUGCUCUUAGUCUGGCACACUUAAAAAGAGGGAAAAAAGAUAUAAAAAGACAAAGGGUUGCUUUCGAGUUCGAUCAUUUAGCUUUCGUGAUGCCUAUCAAAGACCGUUCUUUUCCAGUGAGCCCUGGAACGGCUCUGUCUGUUUUCUGUUUGCUUCUUUAUUCGGCUGGAUUCAUUCGAAUCGAAACAAAGUUCAAUGAUUAUGAACAGAGGUUGAGGACUGUGGAGGAAUUCAUGCCUCAAGUUAAAAUGGAACAGGCAAGGACAGAUUUGCAUUCGGCUGAACAAGUAGUACCCACCACCUCCAGGCAGCCGAAAACCUUUCGUCUGAAGCGGAGUGUUUUACAUCCGUCUCCUUUCAACAACUCAGAAAAGAUAAGGGAAAUGAUGGAAGACAUCAUUUCUUCUACAUGGAAGAUUUGCAGCAACAAAGGCAAUUUGAAUGUGUGUCCCCGUGGGCGGCCGGGACCUCCGGGAAGAGCUGGACCCAAAGGUGACAGGGGAAGGAAAGGAAGAAAAGGAUCCCAGGGAAUAAUCGGACCACCAGGAAAAAGCGGAAAACAAGGAAUCAUAGGACCACCAGGAAUAAGAGGAGAAAGAGGAAUGAAAGGAGUCAUCGGGCCACCGGGUAUCCCUGGUAUCCCAGGGACUAAAGGUGAACCAGGUGAAUCCAUUUCAACACCAAAAGUAACAAUUUCUCCACCGAAACUUAUUGUCAACGAAACCAACACAGCCUCGUUCUUAUGCUCUGUUUCGGGAAAUCCAACUGCUCAAAUAUUCUGGUCAAAGGUCAAUGGAUCGUUAUCUAGCAAGAGGACUAAAGUGACGUCAAAUGGUAAGAUGCAAAUCGUUAGUGUUCGGAUGGAAGAGGCAGGCGAAUACAAAUGCUUAGCGCGAAAUAUUCUGGGAGAGGAUGAAAAAACUGCGAUUGUCGUCGUACAAAGUAAACCUAAGAUCUCACUCUCCUUUGGCCCCACUUAUUUUGAACAAGGCAAGAACGUCACUAUGCCAAAAUGUCACGUGACUAGUUUUCCUCCAGCCAUCAUCACGUGGUCUAGAGUGCGCGGUGAACUUGCACAUUCCAGAACUCUUGUGAAAGACGGACAGCUGUCAAUUAUCACUGCUCAAAAGAGAGAUUCUGGUUUGUACGAAUGCAAAGCCUCCAAUAAUCUGGGCCAUGAUUCAGCUUUGACAAAUCUUGUUGUGUGGGAUCUUCCCCGUUUUACAGUCAAUCCACCUGCAAAGCUUGAUGUAGAAAAAAACAAAAAUGUUUCAGUUCUUUGUCAGGCCGCUGGUGACCCUCGACCAGUAAUCACGUGGGUUAAAGAGAAUAGCGACUUGCCAGUUGGAAGAUCACAAGUCAGUGUGAAUGGAACACUUCAGAUAUGGAAUAUUAAAGAUGAAGACUCGGGAAUAUAUAUCUGCACAGCCACAUCAGCGCAACUGUUCAAAACGUCUUCUUUAAUGCAACUAACCCUUAGGAAAGUGUGCGAGCCCAUUGGUGUGGUGGACAGAAACAGAAUACCAGACGCUAGAAUGACAGCAAGCAGUUUUUUCGAUGGUAAUUAUCAUCCUUUCUACGGUCGAUUCAAUGAGAGCAGAGGACAUGGAGGGUGGUGCACUAAAACUACAUAUGACAGAACAGACUAUCUUCAAGUUGACAUGGGUGAAGUGCGUUUUCUUUGUGGUGUGGCUACACAAGGACUACAAGCUAGAAGGAGCUCUGCAUGGGCCACCAGCUACAAACUACAAUUAUCUACAGACGGUAUAACUUGGAACACUUACAAGGAAACGAAUAUUGAAAAGGUCUUCCAAGGAAAUUCAGACAGAAACAGCAUUGUGAAACAUCCACUCGGUGCUGACGUCAAGGCCAGAUACAUUCGGUUUUAUCCUGUUACGGAUUACGGUCAUCCUUGUAUGAGGGUUGAAGUAUACGUGCUGCUAAAUUUUUUCGUGAUUUCUCUCAAAGACCGUUCUUUUCCAGUGAGUCCUGGAACGGCUCUGUCUGUUUUCUGUUUGCUUCUUUACUCUGCUGGAUUCAUUCGAUUCGAGACAAAGUUCAAUGAUUAUGAACAGAGGUUGAGGACUGUGGAGGAAUUUAUGCCUCAAGAUAAAAUGGAACAGGCACGGCCAGAUUUACAUUCGGCUGAACAAGGUGAAGUCAAAAACUGUCUGCAACCGCAAACCUUCCGUCUGAAGCGUAGUAUUUCACAUCCACCUCCUUUCAACAACUCAGCAAAGAUAAGAGAGAUGAUGCAAGACAUCAUUUCUUUUACAUGGAAGGAAACAAAGGCAAUUUGCAGCAACAAAGGCAAUUUGAACGUAUGUCCCCGUGGGCGGCCGGGACCUCCGGGGAGAGCUGGACCAAAAGGUGAUAGGGGGAGGAAAGGAAGAAAAGGAUCCCAGGGACUCAUGGGACCACCAGGAAGAAGCGGAAAACAAGGAGUCAUGGGACCACCAGGAAUAAGAGGAGAAAAAGGAAUAAAAGGAGACAUCGGGCCACCGGGUAUCCCUGGUAUCCCAGGGACUAAAGGUGAACCAGGCGAAUCCAUUUCAAAGCGGAAAGUAACAAUUUCUCCACCGAAACUAAUUAUCAACGAAACCAACACAGCCUCGUUCUUAUGCUCUGUUUCGGGAAAUCCAGCAGCUCAAAUAUUCUGGUCAAAGGUCAAUGGAUCGUCACCUAGCAAUAGGACUAAAGUGACGUCAAAUGGUCAGAUGCAGAUCGUUAGUGUUCGGAUGGAAGAGGCAGGCGAGUACAAAUGCUUAGCGCGAAAUAUUCUGGGAGAGGAGGAAAAAACUGCGAUUCUCGUCGUACAAAAUAAACCGAAUAUCUCACUCUCCCCUGGGCCCACUUAUUUUGAAAAAGGCAAGAACAUCACGUUACCAAAAUGUCACGUGACCAGUUUUCCUCCAGCCGUCAUAACGUGGUCUAGAGUGCGCGGUGAACUUGCAUAUUCCAGAACUGUUGUGGAAGACGGACAGCUGUCGAUUAUCAGUGCUCAAAAGAGAGAUUCUGGUUUGUACGAAUGCAAAGCGUCAAAUGAUUUGGGUGACGACUCAGCUUUGACACUUCUAAGCGUUUUGGAGCUGCCACGAUUCACAUCAAAUCCUCCUGCUCAGCUCAAUGUUAGACAAGAACAAAAUAUUUCAAUCUCAUGUCAAGCUGCUGGUGACCCCAGACCAAAAAUCGUGUGGGUGAGAGAGAACAGCCAGCUGCCAGUUGGAAGAUCACAAGUCAGUCCGCAAGGAACACUUCAAAUAUGGAAUAUUAAAGAUGAAGACUCGGGAAUAUAUAUCUGUAUAGCCAUAUCAGCGCAAUUAUUCAAAAGGUCUUUAAUGCAACUGACUGUUGUGUGUGAGCCUAUUGGUGUGGUGGACAGGAACAGAAUACCAGACGCCAGAAUGACAGCGAGCAGUUUUUACAGUAAUUAUACUCCUCCCUACUACAGCCGACUCAAUGAAAGCAGUGGCCAUGGAGGGUGGUGCCCUAAAACUAGAUCUGACAGAACAGACUAUCUUCAAGUUGAUAUGGGUGAAGUGCGUUUUCUUUGUGGUGUGGCCACACAAGGAUUACUGAGGGGCUCUGCAUGGACCACCAGCUACAAACUACAGUUAUCAACAAACGGUACAACUUGGAACACUUACAGGGAAACGAAUAUUGAAAAGGUUUUCCAAGGAAAUUCAGCCAGAAACAGCAUUGUGAAACAUCCACUCAGUACUGACGUCAAGGCCAGAUACGUUCGGUUCUAUCCUGUCACGUAUCACACUUAUCCUUGUUUAAGGGUUGAAAUAUAUUUUCCCUGUUUCUCGCUCGAACUGAAAGCCAUUUUAGAGCUAUUGGAACACUUAGAAAAAAUUUUCGUGAUGUCUCUCAAAGAUCGUUCUUUUCCAGUGAGCCCUGGAACGGCUCUGUCUGUUUUCUGUUUGUUUCUUUACUCCGCUGGAUUCAUCCGAAUCGAGACAAAGUUCAAUGACUAUGAACGGAGGUUGAGGACUGUGGAGGAAUUCAUGCCUCAAGAUAAAAUGGAACAGGCAAGGACAGAUUUAUAUUCGGCUGAACAAGUAGUACCCCCCACCUCCAGGCAGCCGAAAACCCUUCGUCUGAAGCGUAGUAUUUCACAUCCGCCUCCUUUCAACAACUCAGCAAAGAUAAGAGCAAUGAUGGAAGACAUCAUUUCUUCUACAUGGAAGAUUUGCAGCAACAAAGGCAAUUUGAAUGUGUGUCCCCGUGGGCGGCCGGGACCUCCGGGGAGAGCUGGACCCAAAGGUGACAGGGGGAGGAGAGGAAGAAAAGGUGCUAAGGGAAUCAUGGGACCACCAGGAAGAAGUGGAAAACAAGGAAUCAUGGGGCCAACGGGAAUAAGGGGAGAAAAAGGAAUAAAAGGAGAAAUCGGGCCACCGGGUAUCCCUGGUAUCCCAGGGACUAAAGGUGAACCAGGUGAAUCUAUUUCAAAGCCAAAAGUAACGAUUUCUCCACCGAAACUAACUGUCAACGAAUCCAACACAGCCUCGUUCUUAUGCUCCGUUUCGGGAAAUCCAGCAGCUCAAAUAUUCUGGUCAAAGGUAAAUGGAUCGUUUCCUAGCAACAGGACUACAGUGACGUCAAAUGGUCAGAUGCAAAUCGCUAGUGUCCGGAUGGAAGAGGCAGGCGAAUACAAAUGCUUAGCGCGAAAUAUUCUAGGAGAGGAGGAAAAAACUGUGAUUCUCGUCGUACAAAAUAAACCGAAGAUCUCACUCUCCCCUGGGCCCACUUAUUUUGAAAAAGGCAAGAACAUCACUUUCCCAAAAUGUCACGUGACCAGUUUUCCUCCAGCCAUUAUCACGUGGUCUAGAGUACGCGGUGAACUUGCAUAUUCCAGAACUGUUGUGGAAGACGGACAGCUGUCAAUUAUCAGUGCUCAAAAGAGAGAUUCUGGUUUGUACGAAUGCAAAGCGUCAAAUGAUUUGGGGGAAGACUCAGCUUUGACACUUCUCAGUGUUUUGGAGCUGCCACGAUUCACAUCAAAUCCUCCUGCUCAGCUCAAUGUUAGACAAAAACAAAAUAUUUCAGUCUCAUGUCAAGCUGCUGGUGACCCCAGACCAAAAAUCAUGUGGGUGAGAGAGAACAGUGAGCUGCCAGUUGGAAGAUCACAAGUCAGUGCGGAUGGAACACUUCAGAUAUGGAAUAUUAAAGAUGAAGACUCGGGCAGAUAUAUCUGUACAGCCACAUCAGCACAACUGUUCAAAACAUCUUCUUUAAUGCGACUGACUGUUAGGACAGUGUGCAAGCCUAUUGGUGUGGCGGACAGGAACAGAAUACCAGACGCUAGAAUGACAGCGAGUAGUUUUCAUAAUGGUGACUAUAGUCCUUCCUACGGCCGACUCAAUGACAGCAGAAGUAAGGGAGGGUGGUGCCCUAAAACUUUAUCUGACAGAACAGACUAUCUUCAAGUUGACAUGGGUGAAGUGCGUUUUCUUUGUGGUGUGGCUACACAAGGACUACAAGGGAGCUCUGCAUGGGCCACCAGCUACAAACUACAAUUAUCUACAGACGGUAUAACUUGGAACACUUACAAGGAAACGAAUAUUGAAAAGGUCUUCCAAGGAAAUUUAGACAGGGACAGCAUUGUAAAGCUUUCACUCAGUACUGACGUCAAGGCCAGAUACGUUCGGUUUUAUCCUGUAACGUUUUCCGGUUACCCUUGUAUGAGGGUUGAAAUAUUUGUGCUAAAUUGACCAAAAAAAACAUUCAUUAAUCUACCAGCACAUAUUGACACAAAACAGCCUCUAUGACACAAGGUAAAGAUCGUAAGGCCGUGCUAUUCAGACCAUAGAUAAUAAACCAAACAUAAACA